AAAGCACAGGUCAAAGGCUGAGUGAAUGAAUGCAUGUGGUGUCAGGGCAAGAGUGUAUGAAUCCUCACGUUCCCCAACAUUCCUUCACUUUCCUGUUUUCUCUAUGUUUCCGUCGCUCUAGGGAUUUGCAUUUGCUCUGGUAUGCGCUCCGCGAGAUGCCGUGAGUUUCAAUUGUUCGCCGGUACGCUGCUUCUCUUCUUUGUCCCUGCUUCGUUUGCUGCCUCCCGUGAAUGUUGAAGAAUUUCGAGAAUCUGGUCUCUGUGUCAUGGAAGACAACUUAUGUGCUGCUGCAUUAAUGGACUCCACAACCUCUAAGAUAGAACAACUACAAAAAGCAUUUGCUGAACUUGAAAGUCAUCGGGCAGUCAACCUCAAUUUGAAAUGGAAACAGCUUGAGGAACAUUUUCAUGGGCUUCAGAAAUCUUUGAAGAGGCGAUUCAAUGAACUGGAAGAACAAGAAAAGGAUUUUGAAACAAAAACAGCUGAGUCCAAAAGGAUAUUGGAGGAACGGAAAGCAGCUGUCGUUGCCAAGGAGCAAACUUCACUUCAGAAGCUUCAAGAGCAGCGAGAUGCUGCUGUCUCGACCAUUUGGACUACCAAUAAGAAGAUUGAGAAGCCUAUUUCUUUGGAUUUCAGUGUCACCAGCUGCGAGGACCAAGUCGAAGCACGGGUUGAUGACCAUACAAUGCCUGUAGUUACUAAAAAUAGGAUAAGUGCUAUCAAGAAACCUCAUGAACAUAUAAAUGUGCAGGUGAAGUUUUAUCCUGAGCUCAUUAAAUUGUGUCAAGAGAUGAAUUCUGAUGGACUCCACAAAUUUAUAUCAGACAACAGGAAGGAUCUCGUUACAUUGAGGAAUGAAAUUCCUAUUGCAUUGAAGGCUGCACCAGAUCCUGCCUCUUUAGUUUUAGACUCUCUUAAUGGUUUCUAUGCUUUAGCCUUAGAUGUUAAAAAAGGGUCGAACCUUCUAGGCCUCCGCAGAACCUGCAUUAUGCUGAUGGAGUGCCUUUUCAGUUUCUACCAGAACGCAGGUGCCCACUCUAUUUAUGAUGUUAUUUCAGAAAAUGCUAGGGAACGGGCAAAAUCCAUAGCUGAAGAGUGGAAACCAAAGUUAGAUUAUCUUGAUAUGGAUGCAAGCAACGGGAAUUCCUUGGAGGCUCAUGCCUUUCUACAACUUCUGGCUAGUUUUGGAAUCAGUACAGAUUUUGAUCAGGAACUUUUGUUCAAAUUAAUUCCCAUGGUGGCUCGCCGGCGGCAGACAGCUGAGUUGUGCCGCCAUCUUGGCCUUUCUGAUAAAAUGCCAGGUGUGAUUCAUGUGUUGGUAAGAAAUGGACGACAGAUUGAUGCUGUCAACUUAGUCUUUGCUUGUGAGCUCACCCAUCAAUUUUCACCAAUCUCAUUGCUUAAAUCAUACUUAUUCGAGGCCAAGAAAGUACAUUCGGUCUCCAAAUCUGGAAAUACAUCCCCAGCUGCUUCUUCACAGAAUGAGAAAGAGCUGCUGCUAGUACUGAAAAGUGCGAUCAAGUGCAUUGAAGACCACAAGCUCGAGAGCCAGUUCCCCGUAGGUCCUCUCCACAAACAGGUGCUGGAAAUCGAGAAAGCCAAGGCAGCCAAGAAACAAGAAACAGAAGGUGCAAAGCCACAGUCCAAACGAUCAAGGGCCAAUACCAUCGCCCGAAUUGCUAACGCUCCCAAUGAUAAGAACCACCACUACCCAACAACUGAAAGGUACCCUCACUACGUUUACUAUGCAGCUGCACCGGAGCACCACUGCCUCCCAUCAUACAUCCACGCCCGACCCCAUCCCCAUCCCCACCCCCAUACCCAUACCCCUGCAGUUUACAACUUCUCUCUGAGCCCGGCCAACUUUUUCGGCUACCAGGCUAUCUACAUGCACUGAUCCAUUUCAAAGGUUAGUGUUUAUUAAUCCUUUAACCUGAUUUUUUUUAGCAUAUUUAACAUGCUUGCGCAUAGGAUUUACUGUUAAUUAAUUUGUAGAAGCUGAUUAUAUUAGCACAUGUAUUGUUUCAGGUCUUUUAAUUUAGUGUUUCUUCCAUUGUUGACAUUUGCUUUACUUCUUAUUAUUACAUAGAAAUGGGUUGGGUUAGACCA
Andrographis paniculata is the source of this 2109-nucleotide messenger RNA. Its product is annotated as FRIGIDA-like protein 3. The transcript is spliced from 4 exons. NCBI's taxonomy places the organism in Eukaryota, Viridiplantae, Streptophyta, Magnoliopsida, Lamiales, Acanthaceae. The record is from RefSeq and is a predicted model, not a curated record. The coding region runs from base 266 to 1897 and encodes 543 amino acids.